AUGGACGGCAACGAUAAGGGCGUCAGGCCCUCGAGUGGCUUGACCACUCUCUCCACACUCGAGGGCCUCGUAGAGGCGUACGCUGCGUCGGACCGCUCGAGGUCUCCCGCAUUCAUCCACGCGGGAGACCUCGACCGCCAGUCGUACAUCGACGCCCGCCGCGAGCCGUUCCCCGUCUCCUCUCCUGGCCCGGCUCCCUCCCUCCUGCCCCCUCCCACGCCCGCCUAUCGUCCGGUGAGGUACCGUGGCGAGGACGAGAGCGACGAGGCGGUCCCCACACCUCCCACCAGGAUCCUUGACCGGGCUCCUCCUCCCCCUGUCUCCCGGUUUUUGUCGGGCUUGAGUUCGGGUGUCUUCGACGCCGAAGAGUCAGACCACGACUCUGUCUCUGAAAUGGGACAGCAAGAAGAUGCCCUCAAUCUGGGCAAAGUGAAGGCUUCACAGCCUUAUGAAACGUCGUUCGGAAAGUUCAAGCUCUUUCCCGAUUCGGAGCGGGCGCCAAAAACAAAAGAUCCGCAACACAGCACGACACCACCACCUCUUCCUCUUCCUCUACCGAGCAUCCGCACUCAAGCGAGUGCUCCGUCACUAGCCCCCACCAUUCCUCUCGACAUCUCCAGCUAUGACGACGACCAGGACCUGAUCCUGGAGAGACAAGACAAGCCAACACCACGCCUGAUCGAAUCUGCCCGCACACACAGCCUCGCCAAUGACAGCGCCUGGCUCCAAAGAAGCAAACAAGGAAAGCGCAGAUCGUGGGCCCUCUUCGUUGUCUGCUCAGUCUUCCCUUUCAUCCUCUUCAUCUUCGCUUUCGGCGGCUUCGACAAAGUCAUGGUGCAAUUGGCCGGUACCCACGCUCGCCCCACACUCUAUCAGAAAUCAUUCGCCAAAUAUCUUUGCGUCGUUGAGGUUGUGGCUUGGCCUAGCCUGGCGGCUUAG
This is a messenger RNA of Aureobasidium uvarum, 939 nucleotides long. The record is from the annotation of a GenBank genome assembly. Lineage: Eukaryota; Fungi; Ascomycota; Dothideomycetes; Dothideales; Saccotheciaceae.